Molecule: messenger RNA, 2248 nt
Organism: Anoplopoma fimbria (sablefish)
Lineage: Eukaryota; Metazoa; Chordata; Actinopteri; Perciformes; Anoplopomatidae
Product: phosphatase and actin regulator 1-like
Exons: 12
Coding region: 138-2021 (627 amino acids)
Biological process (GO): cell motility; stress fiber assembly
Molecular function (GO): actin binding
Source: RefSeq, a predicted model, not a curated record
GGACUCGAUUGAUGGGCCCUUUUUUUUUUUUUUUUUUUUUUUGAAGCCACGCCGUCGUUAACACAGAGCGCCGCUCCGCUUUUCGCGUCCUCCUCCACCUCCUCCGUCCUCCUCCACCUCCUUCCUCCUCCACCUCGAUGUUCAAGACGGCCAAUUACCCCACGGUGGAUCCGGCGCCCACCAUCAUGCGCGGCACCUGGUUCGCCACGGGCUGCCGAGAAACGCCCGUGGCGGUGGAGAAGCCGAAGAAGAAGAAGAAGGCGGCGGCGUUCAGCCUGGUCAAAAUCAUGUCCCUCGGCAACAAGAAAGGACACGGCCAGCAGCCGCAACAGCACAACCACCACCACCACCAACAACAACAACAACAACACCACCACCACCAACAACAACACCACCAGCAGCAGCAGCGACACCAACACCACAACAACAACAUGCCCUUCGCGAUCCACUGUCACAUCGGGAAGGAGAUCAAGCACAUUUGCGGCAAUUGCAGCCGCGGGAACGACACGCAGGACGCUGAGGAAGUAGAGAGGCUGGCCGCCAUGCGUUCCGAGUCUUUGCUCUCCGGCUCCCACACUCCACCCAUCCGUCGUCGGAGCAAAUUCGCCACUCUGGGACGCCUCCUCAAGCCCUGGAAAUGGAGGAAGAAGAAGAGCGAGAAGUUCAAGCAGACAUCCGCUGCUCUGGAGAGGAAGAUGUCAAUGCGACAGAGCAGAGAUGAGUUGAUCAAGAGAGGAGUGCUGAAAGAGAUCUUUGAAAAAGCAACCGUUGAGUUUGGAUCCUCGAUGGACGGCAGAGUCCACACUCAGGAGUCCUCUAUGAAGUCAUCUAUGCUCCUGCCCACCAAGAAAUCCGUCACCUACUCGGGUGACCUUCAGGAUAACCCCGCCAAGCCGCCGAUGUACCACAAACAGCCUCCUGCUCUCCCUCCAAAGCCUUUCUCUAGGAUCCCAAACCAUAGCACAGAUUCUUGCCAGCCAAUGAAGUUGCCCUGCAUGCCCGGGGGAAAGCACUCUCCCCCUCUGCCUCCCAAGAAAGUGAUGAUUUGUGUGCCUCAAGGGGGACUGGACUCCUCCACCUCCCCUUCUCCGUCCCCCAACCCCCUCUGCGCCCUCUCCCAGAAGUGCGGCCCUCAGCAGGGCAUGUCCCUCCACCACGGCUCCUUGCUGCCCUCCCAGCUCGCCGCGCUGUCGGGCCUCCACCAGAGCCACGGCCACCCGUUCCAGCUCCAGUACGGCAGCUUGCACGCGCCCAGCCGCAUCAUCGAGGAGCUCAAUAAAACCCUGGCGCUCUCCAUGCAGAGGUUUGAAAGCUCGGCGUUGCACGGCAUCGGUCAGUGUCUUCCCCUGGACAGGAGAGAAGUGCCGUCUGUGAUCAUCGACUACGAGGAUGACAAGGAGAACAUGCCCAACGAGUGCGAUUACGAGGAUCUGCCCAGCAUGUACAAGGACGAGGACGACAGUGUGGACGACGAGGAUGACGACGACGAGGAUGACGACUCCUUAUUUACUAGUUCCCUGGCUCAGAAAGUGCUGAGGAAAGACUCUCUGGCCAUCAAGCUGAGUAACCGUCCGUCCAAACGAGAGCUGGAGGAGAAAAACAUCCUGCCCCUGCAGACCGACGAGGAGAGGCUGGAGUCCAGGCAGCAGAUCGGCACCAAACUAACGAGGCGCUUGAGUCAGAGACCGACGGCGGAGGAGCUGGAGCAGAGGAACAUCCUCAAACCUCGCAAUGAGCAGGAGGAAAUCGAGGAGAAGAGGGAGUUAAAACGAAGGCUAUCACGAAAGCUGAGCCAGAGGCCCACUGUAGAGGAGCUGAGACAGGCCAAGAUCCUCAUCCGAUUCAGUGACUAUGUGGAGGUGUCGGACGCCCAGGACUACGACAGGCGGGCAGAUAAACCCUGGACCCGGCUCACAGCGGCAGACAAGGCAGCUAUACGGAAGGAACUCAACGAUUUCAAGAGCCACGAGAUGGAAGUGCACGAGUCCAGUCGCCAUUUAACCAGGUUUCACAGACCAUAGUAGACCACCACUGUCUCGAGCGGUGCCGGACUGGCGCUCUCCUCCACUGAGAACCUUAAGUGCUGGACAGUAAAAUGGUGCCCGUUUCUACAAUAAGGCCAUGUCUUCUGAAAUGCCUUUUUCAAGACCCACGCGACUGAGUCGGUACCACGCUUUCAAGACGCAGACACCCACCACUCCAUCCAAUGUAGUAGCACACAAUUGACUCCAGUUGAUUCACAUUGCCC